UGCAGUGCCAGUGCUUUCUACCCUCCGCGCGAUUCGAGUUAAAAAUGAGGUCAGAGGUCAAGAUAUUAGGGAAUCAAAGGGUUAAUUCGUAAAACACGUUGCCUGACUCUGACACUUUCGCCCCUACCGACGGCUAUGGUGGACACGGAGGACAUAUUCCGUCGUCUAACGAGUGGGGCUCGCUUCGACCGACAAAAACUGAAGACAGACCUCGCUUUCCUUCGUGGAGGGACAGGGGAAGAGAAGAAGGCGGGAGGGCAGUCAGUUACAGCUGCUCUGGAUUUCUUUGGUGACCUCACAUCACCAGCUACUCCACGGCACAAAGAAGGGAAAGAUUUGUUGUGUGAGACCAGGGCCAAAGACAAGAAAUCCUCAGGGAAGAAGCGGAGAAAGAAGGGGAAGUGUGAGGAAGAAGAUGAUUGUGGUGAGGCAGGGGAGGAGUUUGGUCGAUUGAGGGAAGAGGAAGAGGAUGAGAGGGAAGGGGGAGAGGAGGAUGAGAGGGAGGGGGGAGAGGAGGAGGAGGGAGAGGAGGAUGAGAGGGAAGAGGAGGAUGUGGAAGAGGAGGAGAGUGAGGGAGAGAUUGAGGUGCUCCCUGGAGUCUCAGUGAGGCGGAAGAGAAAGAGGAAGAAGAAGAAGAAGACCACAAAGAUACGGAGUGAGAAAGAGAAGCAGUUGCUACUGAAGAGAGAAGAG
Geodia barretti is the source of this 693-nucleotide messenger RNA. The record is from the annotation of a GenBank genome assembly. NCBI's taxonomy places the organism in Eukaryota, Metazoa, Porifera, Demospongiae, Tetractinellida, Geodiidae.